Molecule: messenger RNA, 813 nt
Organism: Saccostrea echinata
Lineage: Eukaryota; Metazoa; Mollusca; Bivalvia; Ostreida; Ostreidae
Product: angiopoietin-2-like
Exons: 4
Coding region: 1-813 (270 amino acids)
Source: RefSeq, a predicted model, not a curated record
AUGAAGAUUUUGUUGAUUGCUAGCUUUGUUUGGUUAUAUGGGAUCAUUGGUAUAAUUCCUGAUUUAGCAGACAGUGCUUCCCUGGAAAAAUCGGAGUCGUCUCCUGGUACUGGAAAAGUGUCCGGUGUUUUCCAGGAUGUUCCCAAUCGAGACAGUUCGGUACGGUUGUCUAUGGUUCUGAAAAUUCAAAAUUUGGCAAUGGAUGCCAAAGAUGAUAGGAAUAACACUCAAAUUGAACGGAAGAUGCCUAGGAACGUAACAAAAGAAAUGAGGAAUGUGAAAAAAUGGCAACGGAGGAUAGAAGAUGAAAUCUCAAAUUUUGAAAAAGAAUUAAGAUCUGAAUUUACUAAGAACUUUGAAGAAAAUUUUAAGAGUUUUUCAAUAUAUGUUAAUGAAACAUUGGAGAUCGUCCCACAAGACUGCAUGGAACUCUUGCAAAGCAAUCCCGAUUUAAAAGGGAAAAAUGGAAAAUACGAAAUAUACCUGGACGGGGAUAAGAAAUCCGUGUACUGUGACAUGAGUACUGACGGGGGAGGGUGGACGGUAACGAGGCCAUACACUUACUCACAAAGGAAGGCAGGAAUGAACUCCGUGUUGGUAUUGAGAGAUAUAACGGUGAAAAAAACCUUUGCUAGAUAUUCUAGUUUCUCAGUAGGGGACGAGCAGAGCAAAUACAAACUCAGUGUAUCAGGUUAUAAUGGAACUGCAGGGAAUGGACUAACUUAUCAUAGCGGAGCAAAUUUUACAACAAAAGAUCAGGAUAACGAUGAAAGAGAGUAUGAAAAUAGUGCUGAAAUACUUCAAGGCGGUUGA